GGAAAACAGGGCCAGUGGAAUGUAAGGAAUGGAAAAGUGGUGCAACACCUUCUCUGGAUUUAAUGUAGACCAUGCGGAACCAAGUGGUCCUAUAAAUAAUAGAAAUAAAAGCGUGGAAGGUCUUCACUCCUGAGUCAUCAGCAUGUGGAGUACAGCUCCUGGAAAUGAAGUUAGCCGAAUGCAUAUUUCAAACUGUCUACUGUUUCUAAUUCCAUUGAAGUCUAGACUAUCUUAAAGAAGCUACUUUUAAGCUUUUAAGCUUUUCAAAGCCUUUAAAUCUGUAUUGAAACUGGAUUUUUUUUCCCCUCUUUUUUGAUUUUGAAAUUUGAGUUUUUGAUUUUGUGGUCAUGUCAGUGAUGAUUCUUCUUUUGUUGGUGUUCUUUGGAACUCUGCCAUCAGGUGGCUUGACAGGGGAUGACUGUCCUCUGGAGGUUUUGGAGCUGAAAUCAAGCAUUCAGAAACUUGAUUAUGAGCUGAUAAUCGGGGAUUGGAAACUGAUGCACCUGCGUACACACCGCUGGCUCAGACCUGCAGCAGAAUCAAAACAGGACAACAUAACCCUACCUACUCUGCCAAGCACCGGGGGAAGCCUGCUGGUUCAUGAUAGAGACUGCUCUGAGGUGUUUGAUAGGCUCAGACCUGAGAGUGGGUUCUACCGGAUCAGACCAGAUACAAUACUCGAGCCUUUUCUUGUUUUCUGCGACAUGGAGGAUGGAGGAGGCUGGACUGUGGUACAGAAACGCCGCAACGGUAAAGUGGAUUUCAAUAGAGACUGGGUGGAUUAUAAGAAUGGGUUUGGUAAUCUCAAAUCAAGCAAUGAUGAGUUCUGGCUGGGCAAUGACCAUAUUCACUCAUUGCUUCAUGAAGGUGAAAAGAUAAUGAAGAUUGACCUGAUAGACUGGGAUGGAAAAAAAUCAUAUGCAAUAUAUGAUAACUUCAGAGUGGCAGAUGAAAAGGAUAAGUACAGACUAUACUUUGGCAUGUACAGUGGUCGGGCUGGAGAUGCCUUGUCUGGUGGGAGCAAUAUGAUGGAGCAGUGGUCUGCCUCCCACAGUGGCAUGCCGUUUAGCACCAGAGACCAGGAUAAUGAUCGCUACUUACAAGGAAACUGUGCUGUAGAGAACAAGGGAGGCUGGUGGUACAAUAGGUGCCAUGCUGCCAAUUUGAAUGGAAAGUUUUAUCGUGGAGGAAAGUACACAGCAAAACAUGACAAUGGUGUGGUGUGGAGCACCUGGCGAGGACUCUGGUACUCUCUCAGACAUGUCAGCUUGAAGGUGCGACCUACGACAUUUAUGGACAGCCUGGGAAGUGGAUCAGGACCCGAUAGCUAAAAUGUUAUACUUUCUUAAUGUUUAUGCUUUAUGUCAUAAGAAAUGAAAAUAUUCUUUUCAUUACCAUUAUGCAAUCCAAACAUAUAGCAAAAGAUUGCAGUAGAACAUUAUGAUUAUAACUCACAGUCCGCAGCAUAUGGAUCAAAUAUAUAAUACAGCAUUUUUUUGCUUUCUAAAAUGUAAAAUUUUAUAGAAAACCUGCAUUUUAUUCAUGAACUGUUAUUAAUGAUAAAUGUAUCUUUCUAUGUAUAUCAACUUUAUUUAAAACCAGAGUAGACUCUCUCUCUUUUCUCUCUCUCUUACACACACACACACACACACACACACACACACACACACACACACACACACACACACACACACACACACACACACACACACACACCUCAGAAUAUCAGAAUGGGUACCUUCAAUACAGCUAAUAAACAAUAUUUUAUACCUACAUCUAAUCCUACUCUUAACCUCAGUUUCUAUUGUUUUCCCCAUAGGGACUAUUACAUAUCUCUAUCCUUUAGAUUACAUGAUAUAAACCUCGCCUUUAUUUAGAACAAAAAUAAAGAAUGACAAAUAU
Tachysurus fulvidraco (yellow catfish) is the source of this 1902-nucleotide messenger RNA. It is a transcript of the gene fgl1b, whose product is annotated as fibrinogen like 1B. Lineage: Eukaryota; Metazoa; Chordata; Actinopteri; Siluriformes; Bagridae. The transcript is spliced from 7 exons. Bases 348 to 1331 code for a protein of 327 amino acids. The record is from RefSeq and is a predicted model, not a curated record.